CUUGGGCACACACCCUCCUCUGGCAUGAAUUUGUCAGUAUUGUGAGAACUUUAUUACAGAUAAGGCUGGCCGGCAAUGACCAAUAACCUCGCCUUACACUCAACCAAUCAAGCCAGCUGAGGACUCCCUCACAACUGUCAGAGCAUCAGACAGAGCUUCGACCACCUGAAAGUGUUUGAGACACGGCUCCAGACAUCCUAAUGACCCUCUCUUUGACACAUCACUGCCUCAUGACCUGAGGGCCACCAUCAUCUGUUACAACCUGACGACUGCGACAGCCAACCAGAGAGGACCACUGAGGUAAAGCCUACAUAGACUCAUCCACCACCAGAGGAGCUUGGGACUUGAGCUUCUGACUAACCGGUAUCUGUAUUGUGACUCACUGUGGAACUCUUCAGCACUUUGACAAGAAGACUGUCCUUUGACUGACUCAAAGACAGAUAUCCAGAGUGACAGUCUAUCAGCUCAGACAGCAUCAGCAGCCUACACCUCUGACCAGCACUGUUGAAGCUAUGGGGAGUCCAGGCUGUGACCGCGUGGGGAGCACAGUGCCCCUUCCCCUGAUGAGUUUCAGUGACUACUCCCACAGUGGGUCUGCCCUAAGGGCCUGGGAGGAGGAGGAGGACACCAAGCCGCCCCGGGGACUGAUAAGUGUGCCUAAACACACCGCUCCUGAACGCAGUCUGCAAGGGGUCUUCCUGCCCUGCUUCGACAUGCUCCUCACUGAAAACAGCUCGUGGCUGUUGAAGAAGUCUGAUGCAGCGCCCCCUGUGCUCCCCUGUAAGGCCCUGGAGCAGUGCCCUGUCAUCAACAGCCAGGGCCUGGGGCUCCCCUCUGGGCUAGAGGGACAGGUUGAGGAACGCUGUCUGGAGCAGGUUCAGAGCAUGGUGUUGGGAGAGGUACUGAAGGACAUAGAGACUGCCUGCAUACUGCUGAACAUUACUCCAGACCCCAUGGAGUGGAAUUGUGGGAACGUCCAGAAGUGGCUGCUGUGGACAGAACACCUGUACAGACUACCCCAGGUGGACAAGGUGUUCCAGGAGCUCAGUGGAAAGGAUCUGUGCUCCAUGACAGAGGAGGACUUCAGGCAGCGCUCAAUGCAGUGUGGAGACCUGCUGUACGCUCAUCUGGACAUCUGGAGAUCAGCUGCAUGCAUGAAGGAGCCCUGCACACCAGGAGAUAACAGGUUACAUGGUGCUGAGGAGUCAUGGCCAAAGGCAGACUCCUCCUGCUCAGGCCAGCCCAUCCACCUGUGGCAGUUUCUUAGAGAGCUGCUCCUCAAGCCGCACAACUACGGACACUGCAUCCGCUGGCUCAACAAGGAGAAAGGAAUCUUCAAAAUAGAAGACUCGGCUUAUGUGUCCAGGUUAUGGGGCAUCAGGAAGAACCGUCCAGCUAUGAACUAUGACAAGCUGAGUCGCUCUAUCCGACAGUACUACAAGAAGGGCAUCAUCCGUAAGCCUGAUGUGUCCCAGAGACUGGUCUACCAGUUUGUCCACCCUGUAUGAAGCUGUGGGGCAGCCAGCCAGAAGAGAAGAUUAGUGUUGAUGAUGACUGGAGACCACUAUCUAGCCAAACAGGUUUUGGCAAAAGGAUUGUUUUAGCUCCAGCAACGCAAUGUAUAGACUGCUUCCUGCAUUGUGCACUCCUGCCUAAUUCCAAUAUUAUUAGGUAAACUGAUUGGAUAUGGGGUUUUGUUCUUUUUUAUUGCCACAUUGCAUUAGAUAUGCAAAGUUUUACAUUUAAAAUAUUUUCAAAACUAAUUGUCCAAUAUUUCAUUUUCACAAAGGUCAAAGCCAUAUGUCUGUAUUCUUUUUCUCUGAUUGUGACUUCACAUUACUGUAACCACCAGUAGUUACUUUUUAAGGUGGUUCCUCUUUCAUUACCAUUACACAAUGUCCCUCGGAUAUAAAAGCAUUCGUACAGUUCAUGGCAUUUUGUUACAUGCCGGGUGAAUAUUGGAGUGAAUGUGUGCAAUGUGUUUACUACUGAUCUGUGGUGGUAUUCCCAUGUAUGGGGCUCUUCAUGAGUCACAAGUAACCACAGCUGUUAAUCACACAGAUCUGAUGUUUACGUUGGGAAUUUCAUUUAAGUAUAGAGAAAUUAUUUGACUCCGGGGCCCGUUCACUGGCGGAAGAAUCAAGCCUAAUAGGAAUUUGUGAAUACAGUAAACUACUGUAAUAGAAGCAUUUCAAUAUCAUUGCCACAUUUCAAGUGCUAGAAUCCAUAUGUAGAGACAAACACCAGUGAUAGAAGCCCUGUUUAUACCUGGUUCUAACAUGCUGCCUUUGUCCUGAUCUUGUCCACAUUCUGAUUGUGCCCACAUUUUUUGACAAGUGAAGACGAUUAAAAGAAACAUUGUGAUCAAAUCUUAUAAGUGUAAACAGGCAAGAUCAAGUCAAGAUCAUGACGAAGGACGUGUGUUAACGGCAGGUAUAAACAGGGCUAGAGAUUAGUGACUGAAUACAUACUGUACACAUGAACAUAAUAUUGAAUAUUUAUAAUGAGAGUGUGAGCAAGAUGUCGUUUGUAAAUAUUUAUGUAUAAUGACCUAAAGCAUACUGUAUAUCCUUCUAUGUGUUUACAUACUGAAUGUGUCUAAAAUAAAAUGACACAAUAAUGUGUAUUUUUUCUGCUUUCUCAUCAAACACCCUGAGACUACAAUCAUAGCAUAUCCCAAUGUACAGUCAAAAUCCAUUCAAGAAACACACAAAUGACACAAAACGUUUUGUUUGUAUUCUCAACAAACUUGUUUUCCCCUUUCAAACCAAUAUCGCAAUAUUGACAUCAUCACAACAACUUUGAUUCAGGAUUUUCAUUACUAUCAUAAUUAUUAUCAUAAUCAUAAUCAUCUUUAUGCAUAUUUAAAUGAACCUUUUGUUACAUUAAGAUGAACAGGCACUACACCAGUUAGGAGAUCCAAUUACAUCACUAACUAGAAACAUACAUACACUGCUAAUACAGGGGUUUCACGACAUGAGCCGUUUCCCCCUUGUUGUGCAUAAGGAAGAGAGAAAUCAACAUAAAAAAGCAUUUACAUAUACACUGUUUUUACUGCCUCAAUGUAGUUAGGUUUCCUUUCCAACUCAACACAGUUGUACAGUUACAAUAGAAUAGAAUCUUUAAAUUACAUCAUCAUAUACAAAUUUGACAGCGUGGGGUAACGUCACGCUCUGGUACAUUGACAAUUCCAUUGCAAUGAAAUUCAUACGAUAUGGUACCUAUUACUUAAUAUGCUUUUCCAAUGCUGUUAACACAUUUACAUGUAUGACACUACAUUUUUCUUAGUAUUCGAUCACUUGCAUUUUUUUCUUUUUUUUCUUUACAAUUAAACAACUCAUGAUGAUAAGGAUGUUUGACCCCAAAAUAUCUACCCGAGAUGUGUGUGUGUGUGUUCCUGUGUGUGUGUGUGCGUGUGUAAAGGACAUAGGAUAUCUCAAUGAUAUGAGUUAUUUUUACUAGGCUGGACAGCUUACACUAAUACACAUUACUUGUGAGCUGGUGAUGUGAUCUCUCAACAGUGAUACCAAGACCUGGUGAAGUCUCCUCUUAAGCCUCAACCUAAACACAUCCUGUCGUUAGAGAAUGUUCUACGACAUCAAACUUGAAGAGAGACCUACUGCAUAACCUCAUGUUCAUGAGCAUUCUGCUCUCACGACAUCAUUGCAUGUCUGAUUUAAACAGCUUACCAUUGGCAACCAUAUUUGCAUCGGACAACAUCUGAUAAGUUUGAUUUCUCAACAAGUACUGUAGUGUUUUCUGUAUAUUUAAGCAAUAAGGCACGAGGAGGUGUGGUAUAUGGCCAAUAUACCACGGCUAAGGGCUGUUAUUAUGCACGAGGCAACUCGGAGUGCCUGGAUACAGACCUUAGCCGUGGUAUAUUGGCCAUAUACCACAAACCCCAGAGGUGCCUUAUCGCUGUUAUAAACUGGUUCCCAAUGUAAUUAGAGCAGUAACAGUACAUGUGUAUUCAAAGCGGGGGCUGCAUUAGGUGUGAGCAUGUGAAGUAUACUACUGGGAGCAAUCUAAAGUACAGUUAAUUACUGUAGACAAAGAAAUGAUUUCUGAUAUACUGUGGUCACUGUCGUAUGCAACUGGCCUACCUGGUUAAAUAAAGAUGAAAUAAAAAAUAAAUAUAAAAUGCUCUUGUCUUUCCCCAUGUGGAUCGCCUAUUGAAUGAACACAGAAAUAUUCAGAGGACAGGAAGCAGUUAGUUGCAUGAGUUGCAUCUUGACAAGAAAAUCCUUGACAGGGUUAUGUGAGUUAUUGCAUGGAUAGAGAGAGUUUUAUGCAUUUUCGGAUUUCGGUCAUU
This is a messenger RNA of Oncorhynchus kisutch (coho salmon), 4312 nucleotides long. Its product is annotated as SAM pointed domain-containing Ets transcription factor-like. The transcript has 5 exons. Gene Ontology annotation, biological process: cell differentiation; regulation of transcription by RNA polymerase II. NCBI's taxonomy places the organism in Eukaryota, Metazoa, Chordata, Actinopteri, Salmoniformes, Salmonidae. Gene Ontology annotation, cellular component: nucleus. The record is from RefSeq and is a predicted model, not a curated record. Gene Ontology annotation, molecular function: sequence-specific DNA binding; DNA-binding transcription factor activity, RNA polymerase II-specific. Bases 513 to 1508 code for a protein of 331 amino acids.